Molecule: messenger RNA, 1254 nt
Organism: Psilocybe cubensis
Lineage: Eukaryota; Fungi; Basidiomycota; Agaricomycetes; Agaricales; Agrocybaceae
Exons: 2
Coding region: 1-1254 (417 amino acids)
Source: RefSeq, a predicted model, not a curated record
AUGGCAAUAUGCAAUGCUUGCCAAAGGAAAUUCAACACCAAGCAUGCUGUGCACAUCCACUGGAACACGUGUGUUGCUGUACAGGCAGAACUUGCAGCAAUUUGCAAACCAGCCAAAUUUGACAGCAAGACUGGAAGGGCCAAACGUCGCAAGCUGGACCGUGAUGAGGCCAACAAGGAAAACGAGCUCAAUAAGGAAAGCAAAUGGGAAGACAUUCCGGAAACGUAUCAGAAUGAAGAUAUUGUUUUGCCUCCAAGUCCUGAGCCUCCGGAACCACCUAAAAUAUUUAUUCCUCCUCCCACACACUCUGGACGUGUUCGGAAGUAUCCAACAAAACACAUUGAUUUUUUACCAAAUUCAUCAACUUGUUUACCUCACAUGCCGCCUCCUGUUCCAUGUGUCCGUCAUGCUCCAAAGCCUGUGGUUCCACGCAAGCCCACUCCUGAGCUAGCUCCGUCAUUUGAGCCAACAAUUACGUGUACUUUGCCAAAUGAAUUUGGCCUGUACUGUGAAUAUCCAACAUUCCCGGAGCAGGACAUUGACGACCUGGAGGAACUUGAUAAACUGUGUAGCGCACCAGGCUUUGCAACCUCCUCCAUGGAGAAGAAACCAAGCUCUUGGAUUUCCAAGGUUAUGGGAAUCUCUGUAGACAAGAUGUCAAUCUCAAAUCAGUUUGCACCUUUUUUAAAUGCAACUGUUUUCCGUCUCAUGCAUUGGUUCUACGGGGCUUCUAACCUGAAAUCCGUAGCCGAACUUGAUUGCUUGGUCCACGAAGUUCUGCUUGCCGAGGACUUCUGUGUCGAACACCUCAAAGACUUCAGCGCAAAAUGGGAAUUUUCUCGCAUGGAUGAAGCGACCUCUGCUUUGAAUUCAGGAUUGGCAUUUAAACACGAAGAUGGCUGGAUCAAGUCUACAGUUCAGAUUCCUCUGCCAUGUGAGCAAGCUAAACAUCUUUCUGAAGAUGCAGCACCAGUGCUUGAGGUGCCAAAUGUGUAUCAUUGCAGUCUCAUUGCCACCAUCAAGGCGGCACUUCAGGAUGAAAGUGCCGAAUUGUGGCAUUUCACACCACACCGUCUUUUUUGGAAGCCUUCGCCAACAAGUCAGCCAGAACGUGUCGUGAACAAGGUUUAUAAUUCCGACGCCUUCUACAAUGAAUAUAUUGACCUUAGGAAGCAACAAAACAAACAUGCACGUCUUGGCGACACAUACAAAGUUGCUAUUGUGGCUUUGAUGCUGUGGUCCGACUCUACCUAG